This is a messenger RNA of Lagenorhynchus albirostris (white-beaked dolphin), 2262 nucleotides long. It is a transcript of the gene PSMB10, whose product is annotated as proteasome 20S subunit beta 10. The coding region runs from base 288 to 1109 and encodes 273 amino acids. Lineage: Eukaryota; Metazoa; Chordata; Mammalia; Artiodactyla; Delphinidae. The transcript is spliced from 9 exons. Gene Ontology annotation, cellular component: proteasome core complex. Gene Ontology annotation, molecular function: threonine-type endopeptidase activity. The record is from RefSeq and is a predicted model, not a curated record.
GCUCAGGCUGGACAGUGGCCAGAGAGGAGGGAUCUGUCCCUCUGUUCAGACAGAGAGCCCAGGAGCAGCAUGGAGAGCCAGGCAAGGGGCAUCUCCCCCUUCCCAAGCUGCCUAGGACCAGAGCUGAAGGUGAAAGUGAAAGAGAAGAUGCAGAAAAAAGGGGCUGGCAUGCUCUGAGGGAAGGUGAAAGCGAAAGGAGGAAGCUCAGUAGUGCAGCCCGAGAGAGGUCAAGGCUUCGGCCUUCCUCCGUGUUGAUCCCACUCCUCUGACCCCCUGCCCACCCGGAGAUGCAGAAGACAGCGCCAGAACCCCAAAAGGGCUUCUCCUUCGAAAACUGCGAGAGAAACGCAGCCUUAGAACGCUCCCUCCCGGGGCUCCGUGUCCCUCAUGCACGCAAGACCGGAACCACCAUCGCAGGCCUUGUGUUCCGAGACGGGGUCAUCCUGGGCGCGGAUACGCGGGCCACUAACGAUUCGAUCGUGGCGUACCAGAGCUGCGAGAAGAUCCACUUCAUCGCCCCUAAAAUCUACUGCUGUGGGGCUGGAGUUGCCGCGGACGCAGAGAUGACCACGCGGAUGGCGGCGUCUAACAUGGAGCUACACGCGCUGUCCACAGGCCGCGAGCCCCGCGUGGCCACGGUCACCCGCGCUUUGCGCCAGACGCUCUUCCGGUACCGGGGCUACGUGGGCGCCUCGCUGAUUGUGGGCGGCGUAGACUUCACCGGACCGCAGCUCUACUGCGUGCACCCCCACGGCUCCUACAGCCGUCUGCCCUUCACGGCCCAGGGCUCCGGCCAGGAUGCGGCCCUGGCAGUGCUGGAGGACCGGUUCCAGCCGAACAUGACGCUGGAGGCAGCGCAGGAGCUGCUGGUGGAAGCCAUCACUGCAGGGAUCCUGGGUGACUUGGGCUCUGGGGGCAGUGUGGAUGCAUGUGUGAUCACUGGGACCAGCGCCAAGCUGCUGCGAACACUGAGCUCUCCCACAGAGCCUAUAGAGAGGUCCAGCCAGUACCGCUUUGCCCCUGGGACCACAGCUGUCCUGUCGGAGACAGUGAUGCCGCUGACCCUGGAGCUGCUGGAGGAAACUGUGCAGGCCAUGGAUGUGGAGUGAAGAUCGGCCAGUCACCAAGGGCUCAUACCUUGCCCUCCUGUGCACAAGGCCCCUCCUAGGUGUAUCAUCUCAUCACGAACAGUGUGGGCUUUGGAGCCAGACAGAUGAAGGUUUGGGUCCAAACACACCAUGUGGCGGAAGAGUCAGCAUCUCCCUGAGCAAACCGUGACACCCAUUCCAAGUUGAAGAGGAAUCACUGAGGUGAUAUGUUAGGAUUUGCAACCCGCCAGCACCCCCCUCCUGGCCCUGGCCCUUCCACAGCAGAGCCGGUGCAGGUAGACAUUCCCUCUACCAGUCAGGAACACCCCUGGGUGCUGAGCAGGCUUCUGUGAGUUUGGUGCUCCUGAUAGCCCUGGGAGACUUCCCUGAUCCCAGCCACCAGGUGGUUACCGUUAAGUCUAACCACAAGUCCUUGGUACCUGGUGCUCAACAUUUGGGAUGUGAGGUGGUUCAGGGAUCCAGUCAGGGGCCAGGCUUUGGGAGGUGGAGGAGGUGAGAGCCUCACACCUGGGCUCUGUCUGAUAAGUCAAGGCCUGAGUGGAGGACCUUGACCCAAAGAGACCCUCCUCCUGCCUAGAGCAAGGAGGAAUAAUGGCAGGGAGCUGAACCUCCACAGCUGCCUGGCCUCAGUCCUGGGACUUUGGCUCAAGGAUGAAGAGAACCAUAAAGCCAGGCCCAGUUCUCAACCUCACGCCUGCCACAGUGUUGCUGCUCAGCCUCAUCCUUACCCUGGUCCUCCUUGGCUCCUCCUUGGGUAAGUGGGCCUGGCCCAGCCCUGACUGAACAGCCUUAGGGCAACCCAGCUCCCAGCAGCAGCCCAGGCUUCCUGCUCAGGGGCUCAGGGCAGGGGCCAGGCUGGCUAGAAGGGAAGCAGGUGGACAGAGUAGGCAAAGGAGAAAGGAUGUGGCAAGGCUGGGCAAGAGGGGGUCAGGGGCCAGUCUCACAAAUGGGACAGGAGCUUGGGCUGGGCCCAAGAGCCGGGGAGGGUUUAGGAAGCUGAGAAGCAAAGGUUGGACGUGUAGUUUAGGAAGAGCCUUCUGGCUGCAUGUGGGGUAUGGACCGUUGAGGUCUGGAGGGAGUGAAGAGGCUAGGAAGGAGACGGGAAUAUUCCUGGGGACAGGGAGAAAAAUGGCCUGGGAUUGGGGGUGGGGUG